Molecule: messenger RNA, 870 nt
Organism: Eurytemora carolleeae
Lineage: Eukaryota; Metazoa; Arthropoda; Copepoda; Calanoida; Temoridae
Product: zinc finger Y-chromosomal protein-like
Exons: 2
Coding region: 1-870 (289 amino acids)
Biological process (GO): regulation of DNA-templated transcription
Molecular function (GO): RNA polymerase II cis-regulatory region sequence-specific DNA binding; DNA-binding transcription factor activity, RNA polymerase II-specific
Source: RefSeq, a predicted model, not a curated record
AUGGCCGAAAACUUAAAGGAGGAAAUAAAGAUAGAAAACGUUGACAUUAAAGAAGAAAUCCUUAUAUCCUCUACUGUAGAGAAUACAUGUAAUGUCUAUAUGAAGGAGGAAGAUAUAAAGAAUGAAUCCCAAGAUCUUGUAAAUAAGAGAGAUCCUCUUCCAUCUUUAGAGAAGAAGAAGAAGAAAUUAGAAGAAAAACGAUAUCAGUGUGAUAAAUGUGAGUAUUCUGCAACUAGAACAAAUCAUCUUAAAAGACAUAUUGAGAGUAUGCAUGAGGGGGUGAGAUAUCCUUGUGACAAAUGUGAGCACACUGCAACUGCUGCAAGUGACCUUAAGAAACAUAUUGAGAUAAAGCAUGAUGGAGUGAGAUAUCCUUGUCAUGAAUGUGAGUUUGCUUCAACCUCAGCACAGAGUUUAAAAAUACAUAUUGAGAGUAAACAUGUCGGGGUGAUCUAUUCCUGUGAUAAGUGUGACUACACUACAACAUCAACUAACUAUCUUAAAAGACACGUUAAGAAUAAUCAUGAAGGAGUGAAAUAUACCUGUGAUCAAUGUGAAUUCGCUUCAACUACAAUAAGGGUUCUUAAAAUACAUAUUGAGAGUAAACAUGAAGGAGUGAGAUAUCCCUGUGACCUAUGUGAGUUCGCUGCAACUAGGUCAAAUCAUCUUAAAAGUCACAAAGAGAAUAUACACAAAGGAAUGAGAUAUCCUUGUGAUAAAUGUGAGUACGCCGCAUCUGGCCUAGGCAAUCUAAGAAAACAUAUUGCGAAUAAACACGAAGGAAUUAAACAUCCAUGUGACAAAUGUAAGUUUGCUGCGGCUACAAAAAGUUCACUUAAGAAACAUAUUGAGAGAAAGCAUGCAAAAUGA